Messenger RNA from Anguilla rostrata (American eel), 2744 nucleotides. RefSeq names its product matrix metallopeptidase 14b (membrane-inserted) (gene mmp14b). NCBI's taxonomy places the organism in Eukaryota, Metazoa, Chordata, Actinopteri, Anguilliformes, Anguillidae. Gene Ontology annotation, cellular component: extracellular matrix. The record is from RefSeq and is a predicted model, not a curated record. Gene Ontology annotation, biological process: skeletal system development; extracellular matrix organization; collagen catabolic process. Gene Ontology annotation, molecular function: metalloendopeptidase activity; zinc ion binding.
CUUUCUGCCGAGUGUUGAUUUUUCCGUCUGUAAACUUUACGUCGUGCCUCAGCACAUUGUGAUGAAUGGAAGUCACUCAGUUCUCGAGGCAGCUUCAGCCAACCGCGCUCGGCUCCAACAAGGUCGCUUAGAGCCCGCGGGCUUGACUGCAGCGGAGGAGGAGGAGGAAACGGCACAUCUGGCACGAGGAAGGUUUUUUUUUUUUUUUUAAUACUUCUUUUCCUGCCUUUCUGCAAACGGGGUUAUAGCCACAAGGGACGAUCGAGCCACCACGUCUGCAACUGAGAGAGAGAGAGAGAGAGAGAAUCAGUGGAUCGAAGAAAGAAACAAAGGAAGAACAAAACUGAAAAUGCCAAUAGUGCGCUGGUCCUUGGCGAUGUUGUCCAACCUGGUUUCGCUCUUUUUUUGUUAAUGCAAACUUGGCGUUGUUUUUUUAUAGCGUUAAAUUGUGAUAUAAGGGAAUGUUACGAAACAAACAGUCGUGAUUAACGCAAACCCAUUUUAAUCUGUACUUUUAAAAAUUAUUUAUUACAUUCCACUUUUUUCCACACUUUUUGGGAAACUUGUCUUUUGCUGUUUCACACUGAGGAGAACGCUGCUUUUAGCGCUUCACCUCUUAUAAUAGUUUUUUGUUUUUGUUGAGUUUGUCAUGUUUUGACAAAAAGAGAACGCCACAGUAAGGUUACGGUGGACGUUAGAGAGGGGGAAGAAGAUUACAGAUUACACUUCCGCGGGAGGUGCGUACCAGGAAUGGGACCCAGGCUGCUUUUGCUCGCGCUGGCAUGCGGGCUCUGCGCGCGAGGAGCUACUACACGACAGGAGGUCAAACCAGAGGUGUGGCUACAGCAGUAUGGUUACCUGCCGCCAGGUGAUCUCCGUGCCCAGUCCCUCCGUGCUCCACACUCCAUCACCACGGCGAUUGCUGCCAUGCAGCGCUUCUAUGGCUUGACUGUUACCGGCUCCUUCAACCCAGAGACCGUAACGGCGAUGCAGAGGCCGCGAUGCGGCGUUCCGGACAAGUUUGGGGCGGAGCUGAAGAGCAACCUGCGGAGGAAACGCUACGCCAUCCAGGGGCUGAAGUGGGACAAAACGGAGAUCACUUUCUGUAUACAGAACUACACCCCCAAGGUGGGGGAGUACGAGACGUACCAGGCCAUCCGCCAGGCCUUUAAGGUGUGGGAGGGCGUGACCCCCCUGCGUUUCCGCGAGAUCCCCUACUACCUGAUCCGGGACAAGGUGGAGAGCUUCGCCGACAUCAUGCUGUUCUUCGGCGAGGGUUUCCACGGCGACAGCAGCCCCUUCGACGGGGAGGGGGGCUUCCUGGCGCACGCGUACUUCCCCGGCCAAGGCUUAGGGGGCGACACUCACUUCGACGCCGCAGAGCCCUGGACCGUUGGGAAUUCGGACUUGAGUGGCAACGACGUGUUCCUGGUGGCCGUUCACGAACUGGGCCACGCCCUGGGCCUGGAACAUUCGAACGACCCCUCCGCCAUCAUGGCUCCGUUCUACCAGUGGAUGGACACGGAGAACUUCGUCCUGCCCGAGGACGACCGGCUGGGCAUCCAGCAGAUUUACGGGUCAGGGUCCGGGCACCCCCAGCCACCCCCCCGCGUGACCCCAGACCCUCGUGACAACCCCCAACCCACGGACCCCCCCUAUAGGCCCGGGGGUCCCCCCUAUGGCCCGGACGUCUGUGAGGGCCACUUCGACACCAUCGCCAUCCUCAGGGGAGAGAUGUUCGUUUUCAAGGAUAAGUGGUUCUGGCGAGUGCGUAAUAGGCGCGUUUUGGACGGCUACCCCAUGCCCAUUGGACAUUUCUGGAGGGGCCUUCCUUCUUCCAUCAACGCUGCCUACGAGAGGGAUGAUGGGAAAUUUGUUUUCUUCAAGGGAGACAGGCAUUGGGUGUUCACCGAGUCGAUCCUGGAGCAGGGGUACCCCAAACCGCUGCGGGACCUGGGCAGUGGGCUCCCCAAAGACCGGCUGGAUGCGGCUCUCCUCUACACCCCCACUGGCAUGACCUACUUCUUCAGAGGGAACAAAUACUACAGAUUUAAUGAGAAAACUCAGUCUGUGGACCCAGAGUACCCCAAACCCGUCAGUGUUUGGCAGGGUGUACCGGAGAACCUAAAAGCUGCAUUCAUGAGCAAGGAUGGAGGACACACCUACUUCUACAAGGCCAAUAAGUACUGGAAGUUCAACAACCAGCAGCUGCGGGUGGAGCCCGGCUACCCCAAGUCCGCGCUGCGCGAUUGGAUGAGCUGCCCGAACGAGGACUCCAAGACCGGAGGAGGGGACGGAGGGGGGCAGAGGUGGAGGCGGAGAUGGGGGCAGAGGCGGAGGCGGAGAUGGGGGCAGAGGCGGAGGCGGAGAUGGGGGCAGAGGCGGAGGGGAGAUGGGGGCAGAGGUGGAGGUGGAGAUGGGGGCAGGGGCGGAGGCAGAGACGGGGGCAGAGACGGGGGCAGAGGCGGAGGCGGAGACGACGGCAGGAGGAAAGAGGAAGAGACGGAGGUGAUCAUCAUCGAGGUGGAGGAGGAGGGCGGGGCCGGGGGCGGGGCCGGGGCGGCGGCCGUGGCGGUGCCCCUCAUGCUGCUGGUGUGCGUGAUCUGUGCCCUGGCAGCCGUCCUGUUCUUCCGCAGGUACGGCACGCCCAGACGCCUGCUCUACUGCCAGAGGUCCCUGCUCGACAAGGUGUAGAGAGAGAGAGAGGGAGAGAGGGAGGGGAGAGAGAGAGGGAGAAGAGGAAG